Vitrella brassicaformis is the source of this 1664-nucleotide messenger RNA. The record is from the annotation of a GenBank genome assembly. NCBI's taxonomy places the organism in Eukaryota, Vitrellaceae.
GUCACAACACACACAAAAGUCACACCAGCAGGCCAUCAGUCCAACACACAACACAAUAUAUACAGGCCUCGCAUGCAGCAGCAGACGUACAGAAAAUUGUUGAAUGGAUGUCUUGAUGCCUCAGCGUCGGUCGAUGGCCUGCCUGACAGACGGACCAUUUGCAUGCGUCUGCGUGAUGAUCAAUUGCUCGUGUCUAUCCAUACCAAGAGUCUUCACUCACUCAAGUGCACACACAUACACGUGCAUACAUACCCACAGAGAGAGAGAGAGAGUGUGUGUGUGCACCCCGUCCGCCAUGAUGCACACCCCCAUACGGAAAAACCCUUCCUGGCUGCCUGGCUGUCUGUCUGUCUGUCCUGCUACCCAUUCACCGCUCUCCCUCCCCCCGCGCGCCACACCAUGCCCCCCAGCACAAUCGUCACGGCAGUGCACGCGAUGCACCCGAUGCUCAUGGGAAAGCGACAAAACGGUAAAGCCCGCGAUUACAUUAUGGUGCAUCUACUCGUGUUAGGCGAUACCUCCAAACUAGAUAACCAAUUUCUGUCGUGGUGCCACACCAUUGUCCCCAGCUCAUCCCCCAGUAUUCUCAUCACGGUAGCGUACAUCUUGUCGCGAGGGGCCGACUCGGUCGCGUAGAUACGAACACGGCUCUCCCUCAAUACGAUCACUGCCAUGUGCCCCUCGCCCAGCACCUCACUGCCCAACACCACCAGCCGCUGCUCAUGCCUCUUCUCGUCAUCCAUCCUGUCGAAUACGGCGACCCCCGCCCCCCACUUUGCCGCAUUGCCGGGAGAGGCAGCAAGCAGCGCUUUCACACGCCGGCUGGUAGCAGAGGCAUCACAGUGCGACCACCAAUCUCUGAAGUUGCGGAUGCUUUCGCUGGGUAGCCAGCGAAACAGGACGAUUGCCACCAUGGAUGUGUAGGUGGGGUAGAAUAGGGAGUUGGGGCGUGUCCAGCAGUUCUGCUGUGUGGGCGGGUCGGCGGGAUCGAAUACACGAGAGAAGUGGCGGGCAGAGUCGAGGAGGGUGACGGGAGAGUAGUCGCCGAGGUCACAAAUCUUGUCGCCGUCCAUCAGUCGGUGGCGAAUGCGAGUAGGGAGAGUGACCCCCCAGAAGAGUAUCCUCCACUGCCGGACGGCUUCCCUCUCACUCAUAAAUGCCGCCCGGCUGCCGAAGACACCGAAGUUGCCAUCACUCAGCACCAGUGGCCUCUUGCCUCUCAGAUGAUACAGUAUCUCCAGCACAGGUUUCCAUCUGGCCCACUUGCCGCCCCUGCCGAGCAUAAACAGCCGGCAGUUCAGCUGUUCGACGAGGCAUGCGAUGCAGCAGCCGUGGCUGAGUGCGGCAGGGAGGGGCAGCUGGGGGAUGACGCAAACCAGCAAGCCACCGAGGCCGAGAGAGGGCAGCAGCACACCCAACAGGCGCUGCAGGAUGGGUAGCAUGACGGCUGGCGUGAGUGCGCCAUGGCGGGUCUUGUCGAUGCGGUGAAAGGCGCACAAGCCGGCGUAGCUGGUGAUGAAUUGGGCGAUGGCCGGCAUGACUGCAGCAGGGACGGCUGAGAGGGGAACGCCCUCUCGCCUUCGCUGCCUCCCACGUGUGACCAGCGACACGUAGGCGAAGCAUCCCGGGCGGGACGAGGAUGUGCUAGACGUGGCAGCUCCCAU